AAAAAAAGAAAAUAAUUACACGAAGUACGGAAUCUGUGCGUUUUCCAUCGUUCUUGUAGUUACACCGUCAUAAGCUGCCGUUGAAGCUGUGUAAUGUCUGUAAACGGAACAACGAACGGUACGAAUACGAAUGGAAUCAAACCAUUCCCUAUCAGAGGGGAUAGGACCAACUUUGUGAACUUACCUCACGUGAUUGCCAUGGUCGGCUUACCUGCUCGGGGCAAAACUUACAUUGGAAGGAAACUGACGCGUUAUCUAAAUUGGAUCGGUAUCAAAACUAAAGUUUUCAACGUUGGUGAGUAUAGAAGGCAAGCGACCAACGCUACAAACCACCUGUUCUUUCGAUCUGAUAAUGAAGAAGGUGUAACUGUUCGAAAGUGAGUUGAUAGUCAUCGUAAUAAUGA
This is a messenger RNA of Limulus polyphemus (Atlantic horseshoe crab), 404 nucleotides long. Its product is annotated as 6-phosphofructo-2-kinase/fructose-2,6-bisphosphatase-like. The record is from RefSeq and is a predicted model, not a curated record. Bases 94 to 381 code for a protein of 95 amino acids. The transcript has 3 exons. Lineage: Eukaryota; Metazoa; Arthropoda; Merostomata; Xiphosura; Limulidae. Gene Ontology annotation, cellular component: cytosol. Gene Ontology annotation, molecular function: ATP binding; fructose-2,6-bisphosphate 2-phosphatase activity; 6-phosphofructo-2-kinase activity. Gene Ontology annotation, biological process: fructose 2,6-bisphosphate metabolic process; fructose metabolic process.